Messenger RNA from Aspergillus mulundensis, 552 nucleotides. RefSeq lists its product as uncharacterized. The transcript is spliced from 3 exons. The record is from RefSeq and is a predicted model, not a curated record. Lineage: Eukaryota; Fungi; Ascomycota; Eurotiomycetes; Eurotiales; Aspergillaceae. Bases 1 to 552 code for a protein of 183 amino acids.
AUGAUGCCGCAGUUUCAAGACGCAUGGCCUGAAUGGCUCACGGGAGACUGGACGGCGGUUAAUGCAGCCGUCUCCUUUGAGAAUGUGGACAGGCUGCGAGCUGUUCUUGAAUUCAUAGUCAAUCCUCCGAAUCGUCAUGAGUCCCACAGGUCCACGGCCAUGCAGGCAGUAUCUGAGUUACUGAAUGUACAUCACGUACAACACCCUCUCCAUCAGGCUGUCCGCAGCGACAAUGUCGAGGCAGUGGAAAUCCUCGUGAAUCUGAAGAACUGGUUUUGGAACAGGCGACCGCCGCACGCGACAGACAACGACGACAAUCCCAUCGCGUACGAAGAACGCCAAUACAUCGAACAUCCUGAUCUUGUUGCCCUCGUCGAUGACGACAGGAGUCCGCUCCACCGCCUCCUCGAGAAGUUCUCGUUCUUCCGAGAACUGCGAUAUUGGCGGAAGGAUCCGCAUCCCUCCCUGCUGCCAAAGUACGAAGACGAGGAGACCGUGUUGGUGGAUGACGACAAAAUCAGACAUUGCCUGAAGGUCGUUACGGUUGCCUGA